CACUAAUUAAUUUAAUUGCCAAACACACAAACCUAAACCCACCGAUAUUAAUCUCUCUUUGCUCUUCCCCUUCUCUCUAUACAUUUUCUCGGUUAAUUUUCUAUACAUGGCAGCUGUUGCCAUACAAGAGCAUGAACCAACUCAGAAAGCCCUUGGAUGGGCUGCUAGGGACGACUCUGGGAUACUUUCCCCUUUCCAUUUCACUAGAAGGGUGAAUGGAGAGAAUGACAUUACACUGAAGAUCCUCUAUUGUGGAAUCUGUCAUUCUGACUUGCACAUGAUCAAGAACGAGGUAGGACUUACCAGUUACCCCAUCGUUCCCGGGCAUGAGAUAGUGGGAGUGGUGACCCAAGUGGGCAGCAAAGUGAACAAAUUCAAGGUAGGAGACAAAGCAGGUGUAGGCACCAUUGUUGGUACUUGCGGUGCCUGCCCAGACUGCCAGGAUGACUUGGAGAUUUACUGCCCUAAAGCCAGCCACACAUACACCCUAUUUCCAACCUCCGACCAGCCCAAAAACUACGGCGGAUUUUCCGACAUCAUGGUGGUUAACCACCGGUUUGCCCUCCGUUUCCCUGACGCUCUCCCGCCUGAAGGCGGCGCUCCGUUGCUUUGUGCCGGAAUUACAGUCUACAGCCCCAUGAAAUACUUCGGGCUCAGUGAGGCCGGGAAGCAUGUGGGCGUGGUUGGGCUCGGCGGACUGGGCCACUUGGCCGUCAAGUUCGCCAAGGCGUUCCAGAUGAAAGUGACGGUGAUCAGUACGUCUCCUGGCAAGAAAGAGGAGGCGAUUCGUCUACUGGGUUCUGACUCAUUUUUAGUUAGCAAAGACUCAGAUCAAAUGAAGGCUGCUAUGGGCACAUUGGAUGGCAUCAUCGACACGGUAUCUGCGCCUCAUUCUAUUAAUCCUUUAGUUGAUCUUCUGAAACGGGACGGGAAGUUAAUUCUUUUAGGAGCUCCGGACUUGGAGCGACCUCCUGAAUUGCAAGUUUUUCCUCUUAUCAUGGGAAGGAAAAUGAUAGCAGGAAGUGCAGCCGGGGGGCUGAAGGAGACGCAAGAAAUGCUAGAUUUUGCAGGGGAACACAACAUCACUGCUGCUGUUGAACUCAUUCCCAUGGAUUAUGUCAACACCGCCAUGGCCAGACUUGAAAAGGGUCAAGUUCGCUACCGCUUUGUCAUCGACGUAGCUAACACCUUGGGCUUCGGAUCAGCUUAGUUUCAUUCCAUUUCAUUUUUUAGCUAUAAUGUAUUUUUUUUUUGUGUGUUAUUUGCAAGGCCAGCGCUGCACAAAUCAAAAAACUUUCAUUAAAAUUUUUGUAACGGUGAUGCUAUGGUGUCACCUAUUAUAUCUUGUACUAUUAUUUAAAGUUAUGCACUUGUUGUAAUAAACAGUUGGGUAGACUAUCCUCAUGCCCCCCUAUUAGAAGUCAA
Molecule: messenger RNA, 1425 nt
Organism: Diospyros lotus (date-plum)
Lineage: Eukaryota; Viridiplantae; Streptophyta; Magnoliopsida; Ericales; Ebenaceae
Product: probable mannitol dehydrogenase
Exons: 5
Coding region: 107-1210 (367 amino acids)
Biological process (GO): lignin biosynthetic process
Molecular function (GO): cinnamyl-alcohol dehydrogenase activity; zinc ion binding
Source: RefSeq, a predicted model, not a curated record